Molecule: messenger RNA, 3255 nt
Organism: Aaosphaeria arxii CBS 175.79
Lineage: Eukaryota; Fungi; Ascomycota; Dothideomycetes; Pleosporales
Exons: 3
Coding region: 1-3255 (1084 amino acids)
Source: RefSeq, a predicted model, not a curated record
AUGGACGAGCUUUGCCUCCUCCAACAAGAGAUCUCUGAUCUCACUAAUAUCUUAUCCUUCAUCACGGAGACGGCUAUAGAUUUGGAUGGACAGGUAAACAGUCUACACAUCUCUGAGCCGCCCCGUUCUGGCAGCCGUGAACUCGACCCUGAGAAAGAGGACCUGGAUAUGGAUGAAGCCGAACUCGAAGUCCUAGUCGCUGGUGGAGGUGCAGAAAUCGAUGCCAUAAAACGAAACACUUUGGAUCGCCUGGCUGAAGUUUUAGCUCGGUUCAAAACGGCUAAAGGCACCCGAGUACAGAAGAAGCGAAAUCGUGAUGCUAAACACGUUGCUAGUGUUAUCAUGGUGGAGGAUACGGAGGCCAAGGCUGUCAAAUUCCUCUGCAGCAAGAAUGAAGGGCUUGAUACCGUUGACAUGCAUUUCUUAAAAAAAUUAGAGGAAUUACUUCAAAACAUCAUAUUGAAUGGCAAGAGAACCCUUUUCCUUCCGUGGACGAAAACGGUAUUUGAUAAGAUAUUCGAUCAUUUACAAUCCCGCGUAAAAUAUUACUCUGCGAUAAUUUGCGAAGUCAUUAAAGAGGCGAAAGAAAUCAUUGAGCUUCCCAAGAUGCUCACAGGCCAAAACCUCCAACGAGAACUCCUCCGCGUCACAUCAAGGGAAUGGCAAGACAACCAUGGUCUCCACUUCAAAUUUCUGCCUGGUGGAAUAGGAGAAGAAGUUGUUUCGGAUAAGGCUGUGGACUGCUUCUCUGACCUAGAAGAGGAGACUCUUGUCCAGGAGGUAUACAGCGAAUUUCAACAUGUCUUUGGGAAUGGCGUCGACCAAGUCCUACCAAUCCCCACGAAGAAUCUUCUAAAGAAAGUCUACCGCAUUGUGCGGCAUCCCCGCCAGCGACCUGCACUGAAAGGUCUUCUCAGGCAAGCGUUUCAUGAUGAUAACCGACUAUUCAAGAAGGCAUGGGACUCUUUGCUGUAUUUGACUCGGAUGUUCUUUGCAGCUGUUACCUUCGUGGAUUUUGCAACCAAGUUGAAUUUCACAUGCAUUAGGUUUCAGCAGGUCCCAACAGUGGUAGCUUGCAGGCCUCAGAGUUCAGACAGCAGAUCCCCAACUGAGGUUCUAGAGUCUCUUGGUCAUUGUUUUCUAACUCAAAACUGGAGGGACUUCUUCCAAAUUCCAAAAAAGAUUGCGGACUUCAUUGAACGAUCACGCUCGAAAAGAACGGUUCAUGCAGAGGUUCAGCUCAUUCUCUAUACCGAAGACCUUCUGCAUGCGCAUGAAAGCCGCACCAGUAAAGUCUUUCCUUAUAUUGGAUGCAGUAGGAAGUGCUGUUUCUUCUGUGAGCUCUUUCGCAUAGGCCAUGGGACCUUCCAGGCGCGCGGCACACAUCUGACCCUUUUCCCGUUAUGGGCGUUACCGCGAACGUUUCCAUUACAAUCACUUCAGGUCUUACGUCAGUUCUCGAUACUCCUCAGAGACAACUUGCGGGGCAUUCUCAACAUACCGUAUCCUCCUCCUCACAGAGAUCUGCUGCAGCAAUCAUCAGCAGCAUUGUCCACAGCACAAGCUAUACAAAGGGAAGCCCAGAUAUUUUCUAUCAGGUCGCAGACGAUGACAAGAAUGAUGCUCGGCCCUGGCGGAGUCAGCGCUUCAGAGCAUCAGAUUGAGUUUCUCCCUUCAUUAGAGGAACCUGGAUAUGCUAUUCUGAUGGGUGGAUCCCAGAGGCGAGGAGUCGCAUCUGUACCCAUAGAGGAGGCCGAAACAUCCAAAACCAAUCACGAGAGGAGCACAUUCGCGUUAGAAAAGAUGGGCGAGAUGCCACCUACCGAAUGCCUAAGCCGAAAGGUAUGCCGGCAUUGUCGCAAAAUCGCAACAUACAAGUGCUCAGCUUGUUGGACAUAUUACUGCUCCAAAACUUGCCAAAGACGACACUGGAUGCACCACGUCUUCACAUGCAGGGUGCCAAGUCGGCCAAAUGACGCUGAUUUUCUCAAAUGGGCCAUUCGGAUAGCCACAAGAGACAUGAACGCUCAAAAUCAAGAAGGGCUUAACAAGGCCAUGCUUUAUCUGCUCGCAGAUGACCACGUCUGCAGCAGCUUCGGAUUCAACAACUGCGAAACUGCGCGAGAGGUGCUGCACCUUGCUUGUCUCUACGGCGCCAUGUUAUCCAAAAUCGUCCAAGCCGUUAGUGUGUUACGUGAGCAUCUGGAAGCUGGCAGUCUCUACAAAUUCAUGGAGCAAUUUUGUCAACUUGAACGACACCAUGCACAAACCACCAAUAGUGAUGAAUGUUCUUGUGUGACUUGGUUUCUAGAUCGUUCAUCUCCAGAAUCAUUUAUCAUCCCCAACAGGGACAAGACGACUUAUGAUAUCUGGGUUAUCGCAAUGACCGAUACUAUUGAGUCUCUUGGCCUAAGACAUCGGGUCGAAAACGGGUACAAGCUCAGUGAAUCCCAGGUAGAUGUUUUCAGGCUUUAUCUAGCGAUCCAGCCAAACAUUGGGCUAAUCCCUGAUAUAUGUUCUUCGUCUUGGCUUAAGUUCGGUUUCUGUUACUGCAAGUCAUUCUCAGAACGAGCGGAACUUGCUCGACAAUACUUGCUACUGGGGUCAUCUAGUGCAACUUUCGACGACAUCGUCUCCGCGUACGAAACAUCCAGUCUAGCUGGCUUAAUGCGUACUAAAGGGAUCGACAUCUCUGAAUUGGAGAUUCAGGGAGUUCGGUUUCAUAGGCCGCCUCCAUGCGAGUACAGUGUCUACCGGCUCAUGAUAGGGGUUGAGCACGCAUUGUCAGGGCGAUUUUGUAGCUGUUUUAGGGUACAUGUAGGCCGUGAUUGUCACGCCUAUUAUGAGACGCACAUGGAUCGAGAAUCUGAUACAAACUUUGGGUUCCACCUGACAAGCAGUUGGGAAAGAUGGCAGCUUUUGAAUUUCUACAAACACCUAUUCCAUUUACCAGGCUUCGACCCUCGUUGCAUGGCAGAGGCCACAGAAGAUCUCGACCCUGGAAAAUUGGAAACUUACCUCAAUACCCUUGUUCCCGACAUGAGAAGGAAAAUAUCAGAUAGGAACCGAGCAAACAUCAUGUUUCCAAGGCUAAGGAAUAGGCUAGGAGGUAAUACCCCAGACAGACAAAAUAUCUCACACUUCCAUCUUCCAUGCAAUUGCAAAGAGCAUGAUGUUAUAGGUCCAUCAGGUAUCUCUCAUUUGCGAGCAUAUGCUAGCGAAGGCAGUGGAGAAGUUUCUGGAUUCCAGAGUUGA